This is a messenger RNA of Eriocheir sinensis (Chinese mitten crab), 1765 nucleotides long. RefSeq names its product dehydrogenase/reductase SDR family member 11-like. NCBI's taxonomy places the organism in Eukaryota, Metazoa, Arthropoda, Malacostraca, Decapoda, Varunidae. The record is from RefSeq and is a predicted model, not a curated record. The transcript is spliced from 4 exons. Bases 1077 to 1670 code for a protein of 197 amino acids.
CAGUGACAACAACAGUGCAGCACAAAGCCUAUCCCUCUUAUUUAUCCAAAAAAAAAAAAAAAUAAUAAUAAUAAUAGUAAAUAAAUAAACUUAACAUAUCUCACCAAACUAAAUAUAAUCUAACCUAACCUAACCGAAUCUAACCAAUCCUACCUACGGUUAAUAUUUGACUUGGUCAUUUGUGGUUAUUCAUGUACAGCAUACAAAAAAAAUAUAAAAAAAAACAAUGCCUCAAAACACUCUAAGAAUUUAAAACUAUCAAUUGGAAGACUACACCGAAAAUAGGAAACGUCAAUAAAGGAGAGAAAUGCCGAUUUUAGCAAUAUGGUGAGCCACGCGACGAUUUGGGCCUACCCGCCCCGCCGGUUCCCACACACAUUUCAUGGCUACUUUUGCAGUUGUUUUGAUCUCUACACUCUUUCCUGUUGAUUUCCAGGAAGUUAGGUCAGUAGAUUACAUAAUGAUAGCAGAAGAUCAAUCAAGAGACGAGAUAUUAGCACGUUGAUAAAACCAAUCUUAACCGUGAAACACACUAGUGGAGCCAAGAGUUCCGGGAGGCAGCAGAAGCCAAGCAAGAUUGCACCUCAAUAAAGACUUGCCUGCACCACUAAAGGGCUGUGGCCGACCGUCAGGCCUCAUCAAUACCCCAUACCGGUGCUACAGGCUAAACAAAACGUUGAUAAAACCAAUCUUAACCGUGAAACUCUCUAGUGGAGCCAAGAGUUCCGGGAGCCAGCAUAAGCCAAGCAAGAUUGCACCUCAAUAAAGACUUGCCUGCACCACUAAAGGGCUGUGGCCGACCGUCAGGCCUCAUCAAGACCCCAUACCGGUGCUACAGGCUAAAAAAUCAUAACCAGCAACACAGCAUGCAUCAUUAAAGUCCUCUUGGUAACCGCAACAUGAUACAGCCAAACGUGAGGACGCACCGUUUUGCUUGUCUCGUCCGCAGCGGCAGCACUAUUCAGUAUCAUUACCGUUACCUCAGUUAAUAUUACAGUGUUAAAGGGGACGGUUCGCGGCUGACUGCCUCUCCUGACUCCAUACUACCACCUCUACUACUCAAGAUCCCCGUCAGGAUGGAGCGGUGGUCAGGUCGUGUGGCCCUGGUGACUGGUGCCAGCAUGGGGAUCGGUGCCAGCGUGGCCAGGAGGCUGGUGGCUGAGGGCAUGAAGGUGGUGGGAGCAGCUCGUAGCAUUGACAAACUACUGGCCAUGGCGGACGAACUCAAGGGUCAACGAGGCGCGCUUAUCCCCAUCAAGUGUGACCUCACUAAAGACGAGGAGGUGCUGGCCAUGUUUGCCAAGAUCAAGAAGGACCUCGGAGGUGUGGACGUGUGUAUCAACAAUGCAGGAUUCGCCCACAACAAAUCCCUGCUGGAGGGAAGCCCCAAGGAGUGGCGCGAGAUGAUGGAUCUUAACGUUGUGGCUCUGUGCUUAUGUACGCGCGAGAGUAUUGCUUCCAUGCGAGAACGCGGCGUUGACGAUGGACACAUCAUUCACAUCAGCAGGUAUGCUUGGUUCAGACUUGGGUCAGGUUUGCCAGUCGUUGUCACCGUUCAAAUUAGUACACAGAUGUAUCAGGCAAAAAAACUCCCAAGAAUAUCUGUGCCGAGUUCAAGAAAUAUAGUCAAUAUAACGGCUAAUUUUUUUUUUUCGAUGAUUAAUUCUUAAUACAAUACCUCAAUUUUCAGAAGUAUGUUUCAAUAUCUGAUAUAAAUACUGACUGGAAAAAAGCAUACGAACCAUGCAAGUUACUUGGGUCAAAA